This is a messenger RNA of Solea senegalensis (Senegalese sole), 1411 nucleotides long. RefSeq lists its product as uncharacterized. The record is from RefSeq and is a predicted model, not a curated record. The transcript has 4 exons. The coding region runs from base 147 to 1376 and encodes 409 amino acids. NCBI's taxonomy places the organism in Eukaryota, Metazoa, Chordata, Actinopteri, Pleuronectiformes, Soleidae.
CAGAGGACCCGGAGGAGAUCCGUCUCCUGGCCCAUCACGACGCUCUCCUCCAGGAGCCCCACAGUGUGCCUGUGCGUGAGGCCUCGUCAUCCCAGUUGGGAACUCCACCACCCCCCGUACCACCCGAACCCCCCGAGGACGACAGGAUGGAGGUGCAGCAGGCUGAGGAGGAUGAAGACGUCAUUGGGCCAGACGGUCACCCCGGUUACCAACACGUGGUGGCCCUGGCCCACAGCCUCGUGGAGCUGCGUCAACAUGCCUUCGUUACCGCUCGUCAGUCCAGGGAGGUUGUCACUCUCUGGGAGAAGCUGACUGAGAGGGACAAGGCACCAGUGACUCUCCCCCGCCGCUGCCACCAGGACAGGCUGGUCCAAGGCCGCUUCAAGACCAGCAACCGGCACGCUCACGCACCAGGAGUGGAGAGUGUGAAGUGUGUCACCCUGAGUCAGGGCACAGGAGCGGCACAGUCUCCUAAAGCCAGCAGGCUUGUUGAAGCCAUCAUGCUGGAGCUGUGCCGCAUUCACACCCGUGACACCAGGACGCUCACCGGGGUCCACAACAACCGCUGGGCUGGCGUCAUGAGGGACUACAAGCACAUCCAGGACAACGUGGUCAACUGUCCUGCCCUCAUGGCGUGCACCCGGGUCCAGCUGUAUGAUGUCAAUCAGCAGACCCUGUCGAUGUGGCACAAUCAGAGGAGCAAGGCGAUGACGAGGGACACCAUCACCAUCGCAGUUCCGGGGUCCAGCGCUCCCCAGACCACAGCGGAGCCCCUGCCUGCCCCACGGACUCUGCUGCAGGACCCCCAACAGCCAGACCAGCCCCUUGCGCACCACCUGCCCGCAGAUGCCUCGGGCCUGGCUGUCACUAUCAGAGGGCCGCUGGCCCCGGAACUGUUUGACCUCAUCGUCGACCACCAGAGUGCCACCACCUCCUCAGUGUCAGCCCCACCAGUGGAACCAGCUUCUACAAAAGCCACUGCUCCAACCGUCACUCCAGUCACCAUCGCUGGAGCCAUUCCCCGAUCUACUGCCUGGAGGCGCCGGGUCGACGCUGAGAUGGAGCGUCGUGCCCAGGAGCUACGGAACUUCGCAAAGCCCUACAGGAAGGUUCCCCAAUUUAUGUGCAGGCGCUGUGGCCAGCCAAAGACAAAGCAGUAUGGCCACAGCCGCUACAAACGGGGGACCUUCUGUGCCCAGGCUGACGGGGGGACUGUGGAGCAGUGGCUGUCGGCAAUGAAGGACAGAGAGCGCGAGGAGGCUGCUGCUGCUGCUGCUGCUGCCGCCGCCGCCGCCGCCGCCGCCGCUGCUGCUGCAUCCACCGCCCCCGCCAACACCAACACCACCCCUAACCGCACCAUAUUCCCAGCACCCUAAAAAAUGUGUAUAUACUGUAAAUAUGUAAAUAAAAA